AUGCCCCUCAAAUCCAUCGCAGCCUUCUAUAUCCCUCUAGCACUCGCCUUCAAUCAAGUCGAGGGCCGUUGUUUCCACCCUCUCUUUACUUCCGAACCGGAUAUCACCGAUGUCGUGACCAAUCCCUCGUGCCCGGGUGACUACGGCAAACUAAUCCAAGCCAGCGACGGCGGCUACUUCCGACUCCUGUGCUGCACUCACCAACCGAACGGGAUCAAGAGCGUGGGCAGUGAGAAAAACGUGGCUUCGUACCAAGACUGCCUGGAUAUAUGCCUGAGUGAUGCGCACCCAGACUGCGAUAGUGUAACCUACGACACCUCCAAGAACUGCGGCCUCUACCAGAACGGGGGCUUCAGCACUGAACCCUGCAGCAACACCGAACACGAUUGGCUCUACUACAUCGACCCGCCACCAUCCGAUGAACCCGCCCCAAACGAUCAGAUCGUUUCCUGCUCCACCGAAUGUCCCACAGCGCAUGGCCAGAAAUACGUCUCGGAAUAUGGCGAGCUCUUUCACAUGGAAUGCGGCAAACGCCACGGCACGGUCUCGUUCAAGAAUGAAACCCAGCCGACUUACCGGGAUUGUAUCGACGCUUGCGCCGAGAUCCCCAAGUGUGCGAGCGUAGACUACUCAAACCGCACGCUGACGUGCUACUACGGAACGCAUUCGGGGGCGCCGCCUGUCGUCGCGCCGGGAUAUUUUAGUGCGUAUUCGCUGGGGUGUGCUGGGGCAUGUGAGAAGGAUGGGGAGGGAGAGGGGUGCUGUGGCUGCGAGCCGAAGAAGUGUCGGGGUCGGGGGGCCGGAGCGAGAAAAAGCCAUGAUGAGCUGUAG
Aspergillus uvarum CBS 121591 is the source of this 831-nucleotide messenger RNA. RefSeq lists its product as uncharacterized. The record is from RefSeq and is a predicted model, not a curated record. The transcript is spliced from 4 exons. The coding region runs from base 1 to 831 and encodes 276 amino acids. NCBI's taxonomy places the organism in Eukaryota, Fungi, Ascomycota, Eurotiomycetes, Eurotiales, Aspergillaceae.